This is a messenger RNA of Tupaia belangeri chinensis (Chinese tree shrew), 2624 nucleotides long. RefSeq names its product FERM domain containing kindlin 3 (gene FERMT3). The coding region runs from base 146 to 2251 and encodes 701 amino acids. The transcript has 15 exons. Gene Ontology annotation, biological process: regulation of cell-cell adhesion mediated by integrin; integrin-mediated signaling pathway; cell-matrix adhesion. The record is from RefSeq and is a predicted model, not a curated record. Gene Ontology annotation, cellular component: cell-substrate junction. Lineage: Eukaryota; Metazoa; Chordata; Mammalia; Scandentia; Tupaiidae. Gene Ontology annotation, molecular function: integrin binding.
CAGCCCGCCCUGGGGUGGAGCCAAGCCCGCCCUGGGGUGAUAAGACGACCUCAGGGGCUGCCCUCUGAAGCUCCAAAGAGAAAGCAGAGGGAAGGGAGCACCAGGCCUGCAGGUGUGGAGGCUGAGGCCAGACACAACUGCAGCCAUGGCGGGGAUGAAGACCGCCUCUGGGGACUACAUUGACUCGUCCUGGGAGCUACGAGUGUUUGUGGGAGAGGAGGACCCCGAGGCCGAGUCGGUCACCCUCCGGGUCACAGGGGAGUCGCACAUUGGUGGGGUACUCCUGAAGAUCGUGGAGGAGAUCAAUCGCAAGCAGGACUGGUCAGACCACGCCAUUUGGUGGGAACAGAAGAAACAGUGGCUGCUGCAGACACACUGGACUUUGGACAAGUAUGGAAUCCUGGCCGACGCCCGCCUCUUCUUUGGGCCACAGCACCGGCCGGUCAUCCUGCGGUUGCCCAACCGCCGUGCCCUGCGCCUCCGCGCCAGCUUCUCGAAGCCCCUCUUCCAGGCCGUGGCUGCCAUCUGCCGCCUCCUCAGCAUCCGGCAUCCUGAGGAGCUCUCUCUGCUUCGGGCUCCUGAGAAGAAGGAGAAGAAGAGGAAGGAGAAGGAGCCAGAGGAAGAGGUGUAUGACUUGAGCAAGGUCGUCCUGGCUGGGGGCAUGGCACCUGCGUUGUUUCGGGGGAUGCCAGCCCACUUCUCAGACAGUGCCCAGACAGAGGCCUGCUACCACAUGCUGAGCCGGCCCCAGCCACCGCCUGACCCCCUCCUGCUCCAGCGCCUGCCCCGGCCCAGCUCCCUGUUGGACAAGACCCAGCUCCACAGCAGGUGGCUGGACUCGUCACGGUGUCUCAUGCAGCAGGGCAUCAAGGCUGGAGACGUGCUCUGGCUGCGCUUUAAAUACUACAGCUUCUUCGACCUGGAUCCCAAGACAGACCCAGUGCGGCUGACCCAGCUGUACGAGCAGGCUCGGUGGGACCUGCUGCUGGAAGAGAUCGACUGCACCGAGGAGGAAAUGAUGGUGUUUGCAGCCCUGCAGUACCAUGUCAACAAGCUGUCCCAGAGUGGGGAGGUGGGUGAGCCUGCUGGCCCUGACCCGGGGCUGGAUGACCUGGACGCAGCCCUGAGCGACCUGCAGGUGAAGCUGGAGGGAUCCGCGCCCACAGAUGUGCUGGACAGCCUCACCGCCAUCCCAGAACUCAAGGACCAUCUCCGAAUCUUCCGGCCCCGGAAGCUGACCCUGAAGGGCUAUCGCCAGCACUGGGUGGUGUUCAAGGACACCACCCUGUCCUACUAUAAAAGCCAGGAUGAAGCCCCAGGGGACCCCAUUCAGCAGCUCAACCUCAAGGGCUGUGAGGUAGUCCCGGACGUCAAUGUCUCUGGCCAGAAGUUCUGCAUCAAACUCCUAGUGCCCUCACCUGAGGGCAUGAGCGAGCUCUACCUACGGUGUCAGGAUGAGCAGCAAUAUGCCCACUGGAUGGCCGGCUGCCGACUGGCCUCUAAGGGCCGCACCAUGGCAGACAGCAGCUACGCCAGCGAGGUGCAGGCCAUCCUGGCCUUCCUCAGCCUGCAGCGGACAGGCGGCGGGGGCUCGGGAAACCACCCCCAGGGCCCCGACGCCUCUGCUGAGGGCCUCAACCCCUAUGGCCUUGUGGCUCCCCCCCUCCCCCCGGGCCAACCACUCUGGGACAGUGCCCCUUCCCAGGCCCAGCAUCCUGUCUCAAUGACAGGGCAGGCGGGGAGCCUCAGGGCCUUUGUGGGAGGGGAAGAGGCCCCGGCAUCCCCUCACAGUACGACCCUGCAGCUCACCCCACGGAUCCUUGAAGCCCACCAGAACGUGGCCCAGCUGUCGCUGACCGAGGCCCAGCUGCGCUUCAUCCAGGCCUGGCAGUCCUUGCCCGACUUCGGCAUCUCCUACUUUAUGGUCAGGUUCAAGGGCAGCAGGAAAGACGAGAUCCUGGGUAUCGCCAACAACCGACUGAUCCGCAUUGACCUGACGGUGGGUGAUGUGGUCAAGACCUGGCGCUUCAGCAACAUGCGCCAGUGGAACGUCAACUGGGACAUCCGGCAGGUGGCCAUCGAGUUUGAUGAGCACAUCAACGUGGCCUUCAGCUGUGUGUCCGCCAGCUGUCGCAUUGUGCACGAGUACAUCGGAGGCUACAUUUUCCUGUCGACUCGAGAGCGGGCCCGCGGGGAGGAGUUGGAUGAGGACCUCUUCCUGCAGCUAACAGGAGGCCACGAAGCCUUCUAAGGGCUGACAGCCCUGCCCUGCUUACCACCAGCCAUGGCCACUCCCACGCCUACACCCACUGGGACUCGGUGUCCCACACCCUCUCCAGACACGCACAAGCUGGACACAUUCACACGCUGUCACUGGGGGCUUUAUGCAGACCAGGGAGCAGACUCUGCCAUCACCCAAGUUGUGGACGGUAGGCCCUAAGCUGGGCAGUGAUCACCUUGUCUGCACGGCUGAGGCUGGCAUCCCCAACCUAGCUACGGUCUCUGGGCACACAGAAGGACCAGAGGUAGCUACGGGAUGAUGAAUCAUGGUUUAGAACUGGAGUUUCUUUCUUGUCACUUUUUUAAAUUUCUCUUAUAAAUAAAUAUUUUAUUGUUGGGUCAUC